Haemonchus placei is the source of this 1551-nucleotide messenger RNA. NCBI's taxonomy places the organism in Eukaryota, Metazoa, Nematoda, Chromadorea, Rhabditida, Trichostrongylidae. The record is from the annotation of a GenBank genome assembly.
AUGUCAGCAGAUGCCCAUUUUUCUUUAAAUUCUUUUUCUUCUUCUUCUACCGAAAGUCCAAUGGACACUCCAGGAACUACUGCCCCCAGCGACUCAGCCACUGAAGGUGACUCGAAUGCGCCAACCUCCUCUGUUUCAGCCUCAACCGCCAGCGACGUACUUCCUCCUCUUUCGCCUAGAGGCGCCCCCGUCGUUCGCGUAACUGCAUCCAUGCGUCGGUUAUCGGUAUCUAACUCGCCUCAGCCUCCAACCCGAUCUUCGAGGUCCGUCUCACCCUCAGCCCCGCCAGCGAAGUCGCAACGCUCAGCCUCCGGUCGUCGCAGACCUUCAAACGCACAACCUUCUCACCCAACAUCUUCUCAGAAUCGUCCUGAGGCUUCGUCAACAAAUACGCAGGCUGUUCCACGUAGAUCUCAGCCCCGAUCCUCGGGCCGCGGCGCCUCCUCCUCCAGGGCCACUGCUGGUCGUGACCUCAGAGCUGCUCGGCAAUACCACGUCGGCCCGCUGCCCCAAGUCGAUGUUGGUCAACUUCCCCAGAAAACCCCCCAGGGUUUCUCCCAUUACCUUAUUCGUCGCCAUCCAUGGGCCUACCUCGUUAACCCGCGCCCUAUCGACAUGCUUUGGGAAAACCUUCCAGUUGUGACCACCACUUUGAGAACGGAAGUCUACCGACACUUACCCGAUAGCGGCUACUUAUCUCUACGCUUCAAUAAGUCUCUCUUCCCUCAAAUCGUCGUACGGACGCCACCUCGUCUGCCGUCAGAGUUUCCAUUCAUUGAGCUCCAGUCCCUUGAGGAUACGAUCGCCUUCCGCGAGCGUUCUCAACGCGUCCUCGAGAACGUGUUAGCGGGUACCUACAUGGAUACCGACAUCAGCGAUUUGCCACAAACUUCGUCCGUUAAGCAUCCCUACAUAACCGCACCGCCGUUUCGGAAAGGUUAUCGUCCAGUACUAUAUCAAGUAGUGUCCACUGCAUGGGGUACCGGCGUUAUACUCGAGGCAAAAGAUUUCUUCACGGUAGGUCCCGAUAGACGUGACCUACACUGCAUUGUGCUAGACACGUUCGCGGUUGAAAUAGUACGACACCGUCGCGGCUUCAACAAAUCGCUGGUCUCAGUUAAAGAUUUCGUUUGGGUUUACGAUGUCAAACCCACGCGUCAAGCUCUAAAAGAACCCCUCAAGUCUCUGGAAGAAUCACGCGUGCCUCGGACCACCAUCGUUAAUACAACUUCAGUGUUCUUCUUCAGAGCCUCUUAUUUCGCCUUCGUUAGACCCAAGGAUCACGAGUCUCCGAUUUACGGUAUGAUCCUCAACCUGAUUUCACGCCAUAGAUCUGUCGUCCGUGCCCGCGCAGCCUUCGAAGGUUGCCCCGACGCAGUCACGUUUACCUCCGCUAUCACAUCGUUUCCUCUUAGGCGUCUGUCGCAAUAUGACAUCGUUUCGGCCCGCUCUCGCGUUAACGUUUCUUCAGCGAUGCGUUUUUCGGAGCCACCCGCUUCGCUAGAGGCUCGAGAACACCUGGCCCUUCUCAUCCGUCGCUUUCUACCUAUG